Messenger RNA from Pan troglodytes (chimpanzee), 3054 nucleotides. RefSeq names its product tumor protein p73 (gene TP73). The transcript has 14 exons. Lineage: Eukaryota; Metazoa; Chordata; Mammalia; Primates; Hominidae. Gene Ontology annotation, cellular component: nucleus. The coding region runs from base 318 to 2228 and encodes 636 amino acids. Gene Ontology annotation, molecular function: protein binding; RNA polymerase II cis-regulatory region sequence-specific DNA binding; DNA-binding transcription factor activity, RNA polymerase II-specific. Gene Ontology annotation, biological process: apoptotic process; protein tetramerization; regulation of transcription by RNA polymerase II. The record is from RefSeq and is a predicted model, not a curated record.
GGAGCGCCGGGAGGAGACCUUGGCCCCGCCGCGACUCGGUGGCCCGCGCUGCCUUCCCGCGCGCCGGGCUAAAAAGGCGCUAACGCCCGCGGCCGCCUACUCCCCGCGGCGCCUCCCCUCCCCGCGCCCAUAUAACCCGCCUAGGGGCCGGGCAGCCCGCCCUGCCUCCCCGCCCGCGCACCCGCCCAGAGGCUCGCGCGCCCGCGAAGGGGACGCAGCGAAGCCGGGGCCCGCGCCAGGCCGGCCGGGACGGACGCCGAUGCCCGGGGCUGCGACGGCUGCAGAGCGAGCUGCCCUCGGAGGCCGGCGUGGGGAAGAUGGCCCAGUCCACCGCCACCUCCCCUGAUGGGGGCACCACGUUUGAGCACCUCUGGAGCUCUCUGGAACCAGACAGCACCUACUUCGACCUUCCCCAGUCAAGCCGGGGGAAUAAUGAGGUGGUGGGCGGAACGGAUUCCAGCAUGGACGUCUUCCACCUGGAGGGCAUGACCACAUCUGUCAUGGCCCAGUUCAAUCUGCUGAGCAGCACCAUGGACCAGAUGAGCAGCCGCGCGGCCUCGGCCAGUCCCUACACCCCAGAGCACGCCGCCAGCGUGCCCACCCACUCGCCCUACGCACAGCCCAGCUCCACCUUCGACACCAUGUCGCCGGCGCCUGUCAUCCCCUCCAACACCGACUACCCCGGCCCCCACCACUUCGAGGUCACUUUCCAGCAGUCCAGCACGGCCAAGUCAGCCACCUGGACGUACUCCCCGCUCUUGAAGAAACUCUACUGCCAGAUCGCCAAGACAUGCCCCAUCCAGAUCAAGGUGUCCACCCCGCCACCCCCAGGCACCGCCAUCCGGGCCAUGCCUGUUUACAAGAAAGCGGAGCACGUGACCGACGUCGUGAAACGCUGCCCCAACCAUGAGCUCGGGAGGGACUUCAACGAAGGACAGUCUGCUCCAGCCAGCCACCUCAUCCGCGUGGAAGGCAAUAAUCUCUCGCAGUAUGUGGAUGACCCUGUCACGGGCAGGCAGAGCGUCGUGGUGCCCUAUGAGCCACCACAGGUGGGGACGGAAUUCACCACCAUCCUGUACAACUUCAUGUGUAACAGCAGCUGUGUAGGGGGCAUGAACCGGCGGCCCAUCCUCAUCAUCAUCACCCUGGAGAUGCGGGAUGGGCAGGUGCUGGGCCGCCGGUCCUUUGAGGGCCGCAUCUGCGCCUGUCCUGGCCGCGACCGAAAAGCCGAUGAGGACCACUACCGGGAGCAGCAGGCCCUGAACGAAAGCUCCGCCAAGAACGGGGCCGCCAGCAAGCGUGCCUUCAAGCAGAGCCCCCCUGCCGUCCCCGCCCUUGGCGCCGGCGUGAAGAAGCGGCGGCAUGGAGACGAGGACACGUACUACCUGCAGGUGCGAGGCCGGGAGAACUUUGAGAUCCUGAUGAAGCUGAAAGAGAGCCUGGAGCUGAUGGAGUUGGUGCCGCAGCCACUGGUGGACUCCUAUCGGCAGCAGCAGCAGCUCCUACAGAGGCCGAGUCACCUACAGCCCCCGUCCUACGGGCCGGUCCUCUCGCCCAUGAACAAGGUGCACGGGGGCAUGAACAAGCUGCCCUCCGUCAACCAGCUGGUGGGCCAGCCUCCCCCGCACAGUUCGGCAGCUACACCCAACCUGGGGCCCGUGGGCCCUGGGAUGCUCAACAACCAUGGCCACGCAGUGCCAGCCAACGGCGAGAUGGGCAGCAGCCACAGCGCCCAGUCCAUGGUCUCGGGGUCCCACUGCACUCCGCCACCCCCGUACCACGCCGACCCCAGCCUCGUCAGUUUUUUAACAGGAUUGGGGUGUCCAAACUGCAUCGAGUAUUUCACCUCCCAAGGGUUACAGAGCAUUUACCACCUGCAGAACCUGACCAUUGAGGACCUGGGGGCCCUGAAGAUCCCCGAGCAGUACCGCAUGACCAUCUGGCGGGGCCUGCAGGACCUGAAGCAGGGCCACGACUACAGCACCACGCAGCAGCUGCUCCGCUCCAGCAACGCGGCCACCAUCUCCAUCGGCGGCUCAGGGGAACUGCAGCGCCAGCGGGUCAUGGAGGCCGUGCACUUCCGCGUGCGCCACACCAUCACCAUCCCCAACCGCGGCGGCCCAGGCGGCGGCCCUGACGAGUGGGCAGACUUCGGCUUCGACCUGCCCGACUGCAAGGCCCGCAAGCAGCCCAUCAAGGAGGAGUUCACGGAGGCCGAGAUCCAUUGAGGGCCUCGCCUGGCCGCAGCCUGCGCCACCGCCCAGAGACCCAAGCCGCCUCCCCUCUCCUUCCUGUGUGUCCAAAACUGCCUCAGGAGGCAGGACCUUCGGGCUGUGCCCGGGGAAAGGCAAGGUCCGGCCCAUCCCCAGGCACCUCACCGGCCCCAGGAGAGGCCCAGCCACCGAAGCCGCCUGUGGACAGCCUGAGUCACCUGCAGAACCUUCUGGAGCUGCCCUAGCGCUGGGCUUGUGGGGCAGGGGCUGGCCCACUCUCAGCCCUGCCACUGCCCCGGCGUGCUCCAUGGCAGGCGUGGGUGGGGACCGCAGUGUCGGCUCCGACUUCCAGGCUUCAUCCUAGAGACUGUCAUCUCCUGACCAGGCGAGGUCCUUCCAAAGGAAAGGAUCCUCUUCACUGAUGGACUGCCAAAAAGUAUUUUGCGACAUCUUUUGGUUCUGGAUAGUAGUGAGCAGCCAAGUGACUGUGUCUGAAACACCAGUGUAUUUUCAGGGAAUGUCCCUAACUGCAUCUUGCCCGCGCCGGGGGCUGGGGACUCUCUCUGCUGGACUUGGGACUGGCCUCUGCCCCCAGCACGCUGUAUUCUGCAGGACCGCCUCCUUCCUGCCCCUAACAACAACCACAGUGUUGCUGAAAUUGGAGAAAACUGGGGAGGGCGCAACCCCUCCCAGGCGCGGGGAAGCAUCUGGUACCGCCUCAGCCAGUGCCCCUCAGCCUGGCCACAGUCACCUCUCCUCGGGGACCCCUCAGCAGAAGGGGACAGCCUGUCCUUAGAGGACUGGAAAUUGUCAAUAUUUGAUAAAAUGAUACCCUUUUCUA